Molecule: messenger RNA, 2174 nt
Organism: Austrofundulus limnaeus
Lineage: Eukaryota; Metazoa; Chordata; Actinopteri; Cyprinodontiformes; Rivulidae
Gene: macrod1
Product: mono-ADP ribosylhydrolase 1
Exons: 10
Coding region: 66-1250 (394 amino acids)
Biological process (GO): DNA damage response; peptidyl-glutamate ADP-deribosylation; purine nucleoside metabolic process
Cellular component (GO): nucleoplasm
Molecular function (GO): ADP-ribosylglutamate-[protein] hydrolase activity
Source: RefSeq, a predicted model, not a curated record
CGCCGACGCUGUCCAAAACAAAAAUGGCCGCGAGAGGCGUGUAUUCGUAUCGAAAGUGAAAGUUAAUGGUUGUGUGUUGUUGCUACAACUCUACGGUUGUUAUUUCAGACAUGGCACUUCAAAUAUCAGCUCGAGUUUCGCAUGUCAGAACCCUGCUGUGCACCGCCGGCUCUCUGUCCGGCGGUGUCCGUGGCGACUUCCUCCAGAAAGCUGGCGUCAAGUUGAAGCACUUUCUAACUCGGGGCAGCCCCCAGCAGCAGGUCGGAGGGACGCCAGUAAAGAGCCCUGUCCGCGGCUACAUGAGCGCUGCAACCCGAGCUGACAGGCUGUCAGCGUCUACAGCGACAGCAGCUCUUCGGAGAUUUAGCCAGGCUAACGGGUCCCCCUCCUUGCCCCGAGGUGGGACGGGCUGGCUGGGAAAGUUUGCCCUUGGUGCCGCGCUGGGAGUGGGCACAGCCGCUCUGGUCCGGUCCCUCCACACCGGAAUCAUCACCGCCAUGUCGGUUAAAAGCAACCUGGACUCUGCUGAGGGAAACUGGAAGGAAACCAAGGACUUCUUGUUGUCUCUGCCCGUGGAGGACCGGCGACGGUAUUACAGAACCUCAGGCUCAGUGUCUCUGGAUGACCUUCCUGUGUGGACCCCCACUGCAGGACGUUCUGAGCCGAUCCGCUACCAGAGGAAUGAAAAGUUAGACCUGAAGAUUUCUGUGUUCAGUGGCGACAUCACCAAGCUGGAGAUUGAUGCUAUUGUCAAUGCAGCCAACAAGACCCUGCUGGGAGGAGGUGGAGUGGACGGGGCCAUCCACCGGGCCGCGGGACCCCUGCUCAAGAAGGAGUGCGCUUCCCUCCACGGCUGCGAGACGGGAGAGGCCAAGAUCACCUGCGGCUACGGCCUCCCGGCAAAGUAUGUGAUCCACACCGUCGGGCCGAUCGCUCAGGGAGGAGUUGGAGAGACUGAGAGGAACGCGCUCAGGUCCUGCUACAGAAACAGCCUGCAAGCCGCCGCAGACAACGCCGCUCGCUCUGUGGCCUUCCCGUGCAUCUCCACUGGGAUAUACGGAUAUCCACCCGAACAGGCGGUGCACGAGGCGCUGGCAGCCGUGAGGGAGUUUCUUGAUGUGCAUCAUGACAAGCUGGACAGAGUCAUCUUCUGUGUGUUCUUGCCGACGGAUAAGGAGCUAUAUCUGCAGAACCUCCCGCUCUACUUCCCUGCUGAUCCAGCAGAGGCAGCAAUCAAGAGCAAACUCUAAACAGAUGAAUUUACUAGAUUUGGUUGCUGGAAUACAAUCGACUACGAGCAACGUCAACUUUCUUCCUCCUCUGUGACACAAAUCAAGACCUUCUUCAGCAGGGAAAUAUGUUGUGAAAAGCUGAUUGCUUUUUUUUUCUUUUAGUGUGCUCUCUUCCAUUUUUGAUUAGUUUUUUUUUCUGCUUUAGAUUUGUAUUUUAUGAAAUGUGCAUCUGAAGCUGUGAUCUGUGGGUUUAGUAGAGGAAUAAAAAGUGAAUCACGAGUGUUCGGAUGUUAAGAUCGCAGUUUGUGUGAGAAGCACGACAAAAGCCCACUGAAGCUGAUCUCACAGGCCUCUUGUGUGUGAAGUGAUUAUUUCUCCGGAUGUGCGAUGAGUCAAUGAGUCGAGAAGCCGCUGGAGAACGCGUCUCACAUGUAAUAUUUGCUUUUUUAUUUCGUCUUCCAUUCGCUAUGUGCGGGAGGCUGAGCGGGAAUGAUGAUAAAUGUGUACCGUUAGUUUAACGCUCUUCACAAAGUGUGUUUAUUUUGUCUUUAACUUGAGCUGUUCUAAUUAAAUGUGGCUCAAAGUGUCGACACAAUAACAGUGUCGCUUCAAAACGAGCGCUGAGCUGAUCCAAAUCAUUAUUACCAGAUGAUGAGCACAGAAAAUACUUCUGAAAGCAAAAACACCAACAAAAUUGUAUUAAAGUCAGGCUGUAAAGGUCGUUUUCACUGAUUCUGAAAGACGUUUACGUUGAAGCGAACCAGUGGUAGGAACAGAACUAGCUUCUCAUUUAGCAGUUUUGCUAACUUUGGAAACAGAACGAUUAGCUUCCGCUGAAUUGAGUCUCACUAAUUUUAAGUUCACUAACAUUCACAAGUGUAAAACUUCUGUUUUUAUCCCGUUUUUUAAAUGAAAACUGUCUCUCCUGCGAGCAGUGCUGGA